Molecule: messenger RNA, 1946 nt
Organism: Daphnia pulex (common water flea)
Lineage: Eukaryota; Metazoa; Arthropoda; Branchiopoda; Diplostraca; Daphniidae
Product: methyl farnesoate epoxidase-like
Exons: 10
Coding region: 173-1669 (498 amino acids)
Biological process (GO): xenobiotic metabolic process
Cellular component (GO): intracellular membrane-bounded organelle; cytoplasm
Molecular function (GO): oxidoreductase activity, acting on paired donors, with incorporation or reduction of molecular oxygen, reduced flavin or flavoprotein as one donor, and incorporation of one atom of oxygen; iron ion binding; heme binding
Source: RefSeq, a predicted model, not a curated record
ACGGGGAAAAAAGCGCAGUGAGGAUGACUUGGCAUUUCAGCACUAGACCCUCAAGGAUUUCCAUAUAAAACAUAAAAACCUUGGAAAUUCUUCAGUCACGAAAAAUCCUCGGUUCAAAACACUCGAGUAUUAUAGUGGCGAUAUUCAAAAUAGUUGAAUCUAAAUAUUCAAGAUGACUAUUUUGCUGAUUUUAUUUUGUGUGCUGCUUGCUAUUUUCUUUUUCAUCAAGUUAACUUUGCGACCACACAAUUUUCCACCAGGUCCUAGAGGAGUGCCGUUGCUUGGCUAUGCGCCAUUGAUGCCCAAAAAAGAACCCAUUUUCAAAGUGAUGCAAAAAUUGGCUAAAACGUACGGACCGGUGACUGGGUUUUAUUUGGUACCAACUCAGCCGUUUAUUUCGGUUGUCGGAACACAGGCUGUCAAAGAAGCCUUGCAAAAUAACGAUCUCAACGGCAGACCUUCCGGUGCCAUGCUAAAAACUAGAACAUUUGGGGAAAGACUAGGUCUAGUGUUUGUCGAUGGCAAUUUUUGGCAGGAACAACGGAGAUUUACACUUCGUCAUUUACGUGAUCUUGGGUUCGGCAAAACAUCGAUCGAGGAUCAGAUGAUGGAAGAAAUUAACGAACUGAUUUCGGAUGUUACUGAAGCUUCUCAAUCUGAUCCCGAACACGUGGUAGAUUUCAGAUUAAUUUUCACGGUGUCAGUGAUCAAUAUUUUGUGGGCAAUCGUCGGAGGGAAAAGAUAUCGCCGGGACGAUCCUGAGUUUAAGAAAAUAUUGGACAAUAUCGAUCAGUUUGUCCGAGCUGGCAAUGCUGUGGCUGGUAAUUUACCUGUUCCAGCCUUCCUCAUUCGGUUUUUCCCAUCUCUACCGAGACGUCUUGGAUUGAAUACUCAUUUGUUUAUUCCUAUACAAAAACUAAUUCAGGACACUAUUGACGAACAUGUAUCCACGAGAUCAAAGGGAGAUGCCCCUCGUGCUUUCAUCGAUGUCUACUUGGACGAAAUGGAGGAACAAUCGAAAAAGGAUUCUUCUUCUACCUUUGGAAGAAAGCAGCUAGUAGGAAUAGUUCAGGAUCUUUUCGCUGCAGGAUCCCACACUUCUUCUAGUACCAUUGGAUUUGCGGUUCUCUACCUGAUUCAUUAUCCAACAAUCCAAAAGAAGAUGCAUGACGAGCUGGACAAUGUCUGUGGAGAUUCUCUGCCGUCCCUAGCACAUCGAUCACGACUGCCCUACACUGAAGCUGUUUUGAUGGAAGUAAUGAGGAUUGCCAGCAUCACUCCACUGGCUGUUCCUCAUUGUGCCAUGAAGGAUACACAACUUCAAGGUUUCACCAUUCCUAAGGGAAGCGUUCUUGCCAUCAAUCUGGACUCAGCUUUCAAAGAUCCAACUGCAUGGGAAGAGCCGGAAACUUUCCGGCCAGAACGUCACUUGGAUCAAGAAGGAAAACUGAUUAAAAAUGACGCUUACAUUCCCUUUGGUCUUGGCAAACGAGUAUGUUUGGGUGAGCCGUUGGCUAGAAAUACGGUAUUCCUUUUCAUGGCGUCACUAGUAAAAACGUUCGAGUUCAAAUCUCUGCCAAACCAACCGCCGCCGACAUUGGAACCCGCAAUGGGAUUAGUUUCAGGACCCCAACCUUUCAAAGCUGUCGUCAUUCCACGCGCUCCUUAAUAGUUCGACGAUGAAAGUUUAAACACGGAGAGUAAUUCAAGAGCUUUUGUUUGAAACAAAAUACUAUACCCCCCUCCACUGGUACACAUUUCGCAAUAUUAACUGCUGCUCAAUUGAAAUAGCGGUUCCUAAACGCCAUCAGUAAAUAAGGUUUCUGUUUAUUAUUGCUUGGUGCGUUCUUGAAUGUAAUUUGUAAGGACUUUUAUUAUUUCGCCUUGGAUGAACAUUGACCUUGCUUUGUCAUCUAGUACGUUGGAAGUACAUGGAACCAACGAAA